This is a messenger RNA of Pyrenophora tritici-repentis Pt-1C-BFP, 2703 nucleotides long. RefSeq lists its product as uncharacterized. Lineage: Eukaryota; Fungi; Ascomycota; Dothideomycetes; Pleosporales; Pleosporaceae. Gene Ontology annotation, biological process: mitotic cell cycle. The record is from RefSeq and is a predicted model, not a curated record.
AUGGUCGCUACACGUCGCGGUGCCAAACAUGCCCCAGAGGUCGCACCUGCACCCUCCAGCACACUCAAUGCCCCUCCCAAGCGCGGUGGAAAGAAGAAGGCAGCCGCCGAGGAAGCCGAUGCGCCUGCGCCUGUCGCCACCAAACCCACAAAGACUACAGCUGCGAAGCGCAAGACCAAGGCUGAGCCUGAACAUGUCGAGCCGGCCGUGGUCAAGAAGACUGUUGCGACAAAGGCGACGCGCACUGUAAAAGUUCAGACGAAAGCAGAACCCGCACCUGUUGCGCCGAAGCGGGCCACACGCGGUCGCAAGGCCGACGAGCCUGCUGUAGAAGAACCCGAGGUUGUGGAAGAGGCACCCAAGCCAGCAGCUACUCGCAUGCGCAAGAUUGCCGCGACAAAGAAGGCGCCUGCACCCAAGGUCGCUGAGCCAGCCGUCGAGGCCGUCACCGAGGAGCCAGUCAUCGCCGAAGAGCCCGAAGCUGUCGAGGAGGCACCCAAGCCUACGCGCAAAGCACCUGCGAAAAAGGCCACCGUCACCAAGACUGCUACCAAGAAAGCCGCGCCUCCCGCCGUUCAAAACACUAUUGUUGUCGAGCCAGCGAAGCCAGCGCCUCGUGCGAGCAAGCCCGCAGUACCCAAGGCAUCUGAAGCAGCACCCAUCGCUGCGGCAAGAGCUACCCGUGGUCGCAAUGCACCUGUCGUCUCACAAGAGUCACCGCUCAAGGCCCCAGCCCGGAAGCCAGCGAAGAAGGUUGAUGCCACUCCUGUCGCAAAAGCCGAGCCUGAGCAAGUCGAGGAGCCCUUUGCAGAAUACCCUACGUACCCAACUACACCUUCACAUAUUGCUGCGCCAAUAAGCUCACAAGCGGCCAUGGCUGAGCUCCCCAACUACCCCAGCACACCAUCACAUAUCGUUGCGCCAAUGUCCUCAGGGGAAGCACUGGCUGAGCUUCCCAGUUAUCCCAACACACCCACACACAUUGUUGCGCCGAUUUCAUCACGGGAGGCUUUGGCUGAAAUGCCCGAUUACCCUAAGACACCUGCGCACAUCAAGGCCCCCAUCUCAAGCAUCGAAGCCAUUGCCGAGAUGCCCGAUUACCCCAAGACACCUGCUCACAUCAAGGCCCCCAUCUCAAACAUGGAAGCCAUAGCUGAGAUGCCCGACUAUCCGAAGACGCCCGCGCAUAUCCAGGCAGUCGCCGCUCCAAUUACGGAGUCAGUGAGCCCCCAGGAUGUGGAGAUGUCUACCAUCGAGGAAGAAGAGCCCACUAAGGACGUUCCGGCUCCUGUUGAGGUCUCUGUCACACCUACUGCAAAGUCGCCGGUAGCUGUCCAGGCUACACCUUACGACCCAGAAACUAUUGAGGAAGAGGAGACUACCGAGCUCUUGGGUACUCCCCCGGCCCAGAUCGUCUGGGGCGUCACCGACCAGGAAGCGUUCGAAGAGCUUCCCGAGGAGUACCCAAGUACCCCAACCCACAUCGCUGCUCCCGUCAGCUCCAAGGCAGCAUUGGCUGAGCUUCCUGGUUACCCAAAGACCCCAGCUUACAUCAAUGCCCCCAUCACUCCCCGUCGCGCUCUUACUGAGUUACCUAACUACCCCACUACACCAAGUCUGGCUCUUGAGGCUGCCAUCCAGGAAGAGAUCACCGCAUCGGUCAAGAAGCAAACACCAUCGCCUAGGAGGUUCCUCGGCUUUGAGGAAACUAGCGAGAUUGUCGACAUUAGCGAAGUCACGGAGGUCAGCGAGUUUACCGAGGUUGCCGAAGCGGCGGUUGUAGAGGCUCCUGUGCAUGAAACGAAGCCGGUCAUGCAAUUGGCACCAUUCAAGCUCGCCCCCUCUUUCUCUGCUCCCGAGCCUGUGUCACCUAAGAAGUCUGCUCUCCGAUCGCCUCAAAAGGCCAUGGACACGAAGACACCAAAGAAGUCCGUCGCUUGGACCGAUGUCCAAGCCGAGGAGAGCGACCUUUUCCUCACUGAGGGUAUCCUCCAGGGUAUGGUCUUCUACGUCGAUGUCACACGCAACGGCAGGGAGCAAAACUUCCUAUUCCGCGGUCUACUCGAGGAUCUCGGUGCCAAGGUAGUCCAGGACAUCUCGCACCCAUCCCUGAGCCACGUCCUCUACAAGGACGGAAGCAUCUCAACCCUUGAGAAAUGCCUUGCAAGCAAGGGUGCCAUCAAAUGCGUCAACGUCGGUUGGGUUCUAGACAGUGAAGUGCAAAAGAAGCGUAUGGAUGAGAAGUCCUACCUGGUCGAUCUCUCCAUCGCCAAACCUGCCUCUCCCCUUCCGACCACCACAAUGAAGCCCUUCACCCCCGCCAAAACCCCCUCGCGCUACGCCCUGCCUCCCUCUUCGCAAUGUAAAAUCCCCAGCACACCCACCAGCUCCGAAUUCGACCGCUCCUUUGACGACGACAAGGAAAACUGCGACGUUGGCCCCUUUUUCGACAACGAUAGAAGUCCCCUUGCCCCCCGCACCGUUCCAAACAAGAAGUCGACCUCGUUUUUGUUCGCCAGAUCCGCAAUUAAAACGCCCUCGAAGCCGCUGUUUCUCAAUGCCACCACGCCAUCGAAACCGAUAUUUUCGGCGGUGAAACCCGUGAUGCAUGCGUAUACUACGGCGAAGAAGAGGCCGGCGGAGGCGUCGAGUUCGUUCUUUAACAGUGCGCUUGGGCCGCCGAAGAAGUUGAGGCUUUUUUAG